CGGUGGAGAGGGGGAAUUGGUGGGGAUGGCCAUGAGGAUCCCAUAUCUGGAAAACCUGUCUGAAUUGAAGCAAGGGCCCCAGAGCUGCCUACAGCCCACAGAUGGAAGCUGGGACGCCAGCAUGCCUGCUCUCCCGGUGGCCUCAUUCUGGGGCUUCCCCAAGGGUUUCCUCUCCACCCCUUAGGCCCCCCACUGUCAAGCUGAAUCGGGGCUUCCCAAAGAGGGCCCUGGGGGGACUGUUUGCUGCUUCCCCCAACCUACACCCCACACACUCACCCUUCCCCCAGGGCCAGGCCGUCUGCCUACUCAACAGAGCUGACCUGGUUAAACUCUGCUAAUGGAUUCACCACCACAGAUGGGUUCCUGCUGUUAAUCUGGGUUCCCAGUCACCCCAGGUGGAUUCAAGUGGAAGCUUCUGGAAGCACUACCUUCAUAUCCCCAGGAAUUCACCUGAUAGGGGAAGUAGCCCAGAAGGCUCCUGAUUGUCUCCCUCACAGUGACAAGAGCGCGGCUCGCGGUGGUGGCAGGAAGGGGGUGAUAGCUGGGAUGCUGAACAUUGAAACAUUGGGGGAGGGGGAGAGCUGCUCACCCGUGCGUCACCUGUGAUUAGGGACAUCCACCAGACUGUCUCCAGGACACUCCUAGGUCUCCACUGCUCAUGGUGCCAUGGCCCAGGUACUGCCUUUCUUCCUUGUCACAGGAACCUCGGGCCACAUUUCCAUGACCUGCCGUUGAUGCCCUUGGAACUCUUCCCCUGCCCAAGCCUCCAGACCCUCACAGCUGGAGGUGACGGUGAAUGCUCCGACCGCGACGUGCCCCAUGACGCCCCCAGGUUAGCUCCCCUUGCUACCUGGGCAGGAUGUUGCCCAAUAUCUCUCUGCUGGCCAACUCCUCCAUCAGCGCUUCAGUCAACAACAGCUCCGUUCCUCCGUGCCUGGACUACAGGCCUACCCACCGCCUGCACUUGGUGGCCUACAGCCUGGUGCUGGCAGCAGGGUUCCCGCUCAACGCGCUGGCCCUGUGGGUCUUCCUCCGCGCGCUGCGGGUACACUCGGUGGUGAGCGUGUACAUGUGCAACCUGGCGGCCAGCGACCUGCUCUUCACGCUGUCGCUGCCCGUGCGCCUCUCCUACUAUGCGCUGCACUACUGGCCCUUCCCCGACCUCCUGUGUCAGAUAGCAGGUGCCAUCUUCCAGAUGAACAUGUACGGCAGCUGCAUCUUCCUGAUGCUCAUCAACUUGGACCGCUAUGCCGCCAUCGUGCAUCCGCUGCGGCUGCGGCACCUGCGGCGACCCCGCGUGGCACGGCUCGUGUGCCUGGGUGUGUGGGUGCUCAUCCUGGUGUUCGCCGUGCCUGCCGCCCGCGUACACAGGCCCUCGCCCUGCAGCUACCAGGGCACCGAGGUGCGCCUGUGCUUUGAGAGCUUCAGCGACCAGCUGUGGAAAGGCCGCCUGCUACCGCUCCUGCUGUUGGCCGAGGCGCUGGGCUUCGGGCUGCCUCUUGCGGCCGUGGGCUACUCAUCGGGUCGCGUCUUCUGCACGCUGGGGCGGCGCGACGCCACGCGCAGCCAGCGGCGACGUAAGACCGUGCACCUCUUGCUGGCCAACCUUGUCAUCUUCCUAUUGUGCUUCGUGCCCUACAACACCACGCUGGCCGUCUACGGGCUGCUGCGCAGCCACUUGGUGGAGGCCAGCACCGCAGCCCGCGAUCAGGUGCGCGGGGUGCUCAUGGUAAUGGUGCUGCUGGCCAGCGCCAACUGCGUGCUCGACCCGCUGGUGUACUACUUCAGCGCUGAAGGCUUCCGCAACACCUUGCGAGGUCUGCGCCGGCCGCAGGGAGCCAGGACCGAGGUCACCAACGGUGCGCGGGCGACAGAGAUCCACACCACCAGGUUGGAUGCCACCAGUCAGGAGCUCCUGCAGCGGUCCAGGGGCCCCAGCGAGCCCCUCACCCAGGGCACACAGGACUUCGCCCUCUGAAAAAAUGCUGUGCCCUUCAAGCAGGUCACCUUUUCUGCCCAGGGUAGCCCUCCUGUGAGAGGUGGGACCUGGCCUUGGGCUUCUGGGUCCCCUGUGUGAGCCUCUGAAUGCAGAAACAAGGGGAGCCCAAGCUACCCACGCCCCGAGGAUGGAAGAAGGCUGCUGGGUUGGCUUCUGCACAGUGGGGCUCCCGACCUUGGGCUGGCCCCUGGCUAAGCACUGGCAGGUGGAACAGAAAAGGGCUCUUCUAACAUGGACCUAUUGCUGGGGUCUGAGAGCUGAAGGGUUCCCCAGGCCAGGGCAUCAAGGCUCUUUCAUACAAAAAGCUCUUUCAUCAGCUCACCUCUGGGCCAAUUUGAGGGCCAUGGUAGCCACCUGCUGUCAUUGUCACCUAGGCUCCCCACCACCACCCAGGGCUGAGCAUUCAUUCACUGUGGACAGGAUUGCAUUGGUUCUUCUGCAGUGACACCCCAAGCCUGACGCCCAAGCAGGGGGCAGCUGGGCCAGGCGAAAGCCAAGGAGGUGUCCACCCUGGCCAACUCCUAGUCCUAGCUCCCCUUUCCAAGUUGUCUGUUCCUGUACCACCGUCCCCUUUCUUGAGCCCGGGUGUCGCCGUUUCUCUCUCUCUUCCUCCUCCUCGCUUGCUUUGUCCAGCGCAUGGACAAAUCCUUGGUGCUCAAGCCUCAGUCUGCUCGCAGAUCCCUUUAUACUCUAGAGUUCUAGAGAGCUUUUUCUUAUUCUGUGCUCAUUGGCUCCUGAAUCAUUAGCUAGUAGAACAGAAGUUCUCCCCUAAGACACAGAAAUACAAACGUACGUUCCAAUAACCAUGCCAUCUACCUCAUGCAGCCUCUGGAAGAUUCCACUUGUGAGAUCACGUAGGAUGAAAGGGACAAUUGGCAUGGGCUUUUCUCAGGAACCGGUCCCUGGAUCACACUCAGAAACAUACUUGGCUAAAGUAUUAGAGUUCAGGUCUGACUUCUCCCUGGGGGACGGCAGAUUUUCACUUUCGUUCUGGGUUUCUGUGGGGGAGAGCACUCCACAAAGUGGUCGAUAACAGGCCCUAAGGCCUGGAGUUUUGUGGGUGCAGCCAGGGCCGGUACCCACCAAUGGGGACACUAACGUGGGCAAAAGUCCUGGGGCCUGAGAAGGGGCAAGGAGCUGUGUGCCAGCUAGGGAAGGGAGGAAGGGCUGAGGGGAGGGCUGGAGUGGCUGCGCUUUGCUGGGGGAGGCGAGGGAAUUAGCCAUCCACUGCUCCUUUUCCUCUGUACCCAAGUGGGGUGCUGGGAGGGUCUGCCGAAGGGGUUCUUGGGCAUCUUCAGAUCCUGACAGUGCUGACUGCGGUGGGUACUUUACACAGGAAUUCCUGUGUGCACGUGUGCCUUCAUGUCAAGACCGUGCGCGCAUGCAGGUGUAAGUUCAGAAUGACCCUUUUGUGUGUGUUUCUGGGAGCACCACUGUUGGUGAUUUCCUGGGGUAAAAUGACCCCUAGUGGCCAAACGGAGGAACUGACCCAGAGCCCUCAAAAGUUAGGACGAAGCUGGGUGCUUUCUUACUUGUGUGAGAGGCCUGGGCCCUUCCCUCACUCACCUCCUGCAGAAAGAGGUUUGCACCUGCUGCUUGUUGCUUCAAGCUCAAGGUUCAAGGCCUUUUCUAUCCUGAGGCCACCAGCAGUCCCGAUUCUCAGUGUCAUCCACUUUGCCCUAUCCAGACUGAACACAAUUUUUAAAAACUAUUUGAGUACUUUUAUGUGAGCACAAAGACCCAAGUAACUCAGCCUCACAGCCUGUGUAACCUGCCAACACGCCAUACCAUUCACUUGUUUAUUUAUGUUCCCUUGACAGUGUCUUGUCUGUCUCCUCAGGAACACGGGUGCUCCAGCGGGGUGGGAUUUUUGAGUUUUUUUUUUCUGAUAUUUACCCCCUUCAUGCUUGUUCUCUGCCUGCCCCACCCCCAAACGCCAGCGUCUGACACAGUGGAAAUGUUCAAUAAACAGCUGGUAAAUGAAU
Messenger RNA from Ochotona curzoniae (black-lipped pika), 3984 nucleotides. It is a transcript of the gene LPAR5, whose product is annotated as lysophosphatidic acid receptor 5. Gene Ontology annotation, molecular function: G protein-coupled receptor activity. The record is from RefSeq and is a predicted model, not a curated record. Gene Ontology annotation, biological process: G protein-coupled receptor signaling pathway; behavioral response to pain. The transcript is spliced from 2 exons. The coding region runs from base 860 to 1978 and encodes 372 amino acids. Lineage: Eukaryota; Metazoa; Chordata; Mammalia; Lagomorpha; Ochotonidae. Gene Ontology annotation, cellular component: membrane.